Messenger RNA from Closterium sp. Naga37s-1, 432 nucleotides. The record is from the annotation of a GenBank genome assembly. Lineage: Eukaryota; Viridiplantae; Streptophyta; Zygnematophyceae; Desmidiales; Closteriaceae.
AUGCGCAGCUCACAGGAUGAUGAUGAUGAUGGUGAUGAUGAUGAUGACGGCGACGGCGACGGCGACGGCGCUGAUGGCGAUGAUGGCGAUGAUGGCGAUGAUGGCGAUGAUGGCGAUGAUGGCGAUGAUGGCGAUGAUGGCGAUGAUGGCGAUGAUGGCGAUGAUGGCGAUGAUGGCGAUGAUGGCGAUGAUGGCGAUGAUGGCGAUGAUGGCGAUGAUGACGAUGAUGACGAUGAUGACGAUGAUGACGAUGAUGACGAUGAUGACGAUGAUGACGAUGAUGACGAUGAUGACGAUGAUGACGAUGAUGAUGAUGAUGAUGAUGAUGAUGAUGAUGAUGAUGAUGAUGAUGAUGAUGAUGAUGAUGAUGGUGAUGAUGAAGAUGAUGAUGAUUAUGCUGAUGAUGGGAUGAUGAUGAUGAUGGGAUGGUGA